AUGGAACAAUACGACGCUGCAGUUGUUGGACUUGGUGUCUUAGGAAGCGGAGCAGCUUACUACGCCGCUCAAAAGGGCGCCAGGGUUAUCGGAUUUGAACAAUUCGAGCUCGGCCAUGUUCGAGGAGCUUCCCACGAUACUUCUCGCAUUGUCCGGACUUCAAAUUUUGCACAGGAAUAUGUUGCGCUGGCCAAGUCUGCGUAUAAGGAUUGGGCCGAGCUCGAGAACGUCACAGGUUAUAAGAUGUUAACAACGACCGGCGGCGUAGUAUUCUUCCCCCAUGACUCUCCCACUCCAUACAGUGAUUUCACGAAAAGCCUCGACGCCCAAAACAUCCCCUAUGAAACACUCGAUUCGCAAGAGGUGAAGAAGCGUUGGCCUCAAUUUAAUAUUGCCGACAAUGUGACUACGGUCUUCACGGCAGACUCGGCCAUUGCUCAUGCUGCGAAAACCGUCAGUACUCUUCAGUCUUUGGCACGAUCUCACGGUGCAGUUCUGAAAGAUAACUGCCCUGUCAAUCGUAUCACACCACAAAGCUCCGGUGGUGUUAUUAUCGAGACACCGAAGGGACGGUUCCAAGCCGGCAAGGUAAUCCUUGCUACAGAUGCAUGGAUCAACAAGCUUCUCGCGCCUUUGAAUACGCAUAUUCCAGUAUCUGUGAUGCAGGAGCAAGUAACAUACUACAAACCAAGCGAUCCAUCCGCCUUUGAAACCGAUAAGCUUCCGAAUUGGAUCUGGAUGGGUGGACAGUGUUACUACGGUUUCCCAAGCUAUGGCGAGCCGACUCUCAAGGCUGGACGUGACCUUUCCAACAAUUUCAUGACGCCCGAAGAACGUACCUUUGUCCAUUCGCCGCAAUUGUUGAAUCAACUGACAUCAUUCAUGGAUGGCUUCAUCCCUGAUAAAGAACGCCAGCCUCUUCGCACUAUCACCUGUCAAUACACUAUUACACCUGAUCGCCAAUUUAUCAUCAGUCCUUUGGAUAAUAAUCCCGAUAUUAUCAUUGGCUUGGGUGCUGCCCAUGCUUUCAAAUUUGCCCCCGCCUUCGGACGUGUGCUGGCAGAGCUAGCGGUCGAUGGUCGAACCAAUGAAGAUAUCUCGAAAUUCGGCAUUCCCAAGGCGGCCACUUUGACUAGCAAGCUAUAA
Molecule: messenger RNA, 1146 nt
Organism: Penicillium angulare
Lineage: Eukaryota; Fungi; Ascomycota; Eurotiomycetes; Eurotiales; Aspergillaceae
Product: putative sarcosine oxidase
Exons: 1
Coding region: 1-1146 (381 amino acids)
Molecular function (GO): sarcosine oxidase activity; flavin adenine dinucleotide binding
Source: RefSeq, a predicted model, not a curated record